AUGCAGAGUUACAAGAACUCCGCCGAGGCUAUCGAAGCUGCGAAGACAGGUGUUGCCGAAGGACCGCUUCAAAGCACCUCGAUCGACUCUGGCAAUCCGACAAAUACCGGCAAGAACUACAAGAACUCGGCCGAAGCCAUCGAAGCUUCAAAGCCAAGUGUUCCGGAACGACUGCAGCAACAGUCGUCGAGUGACUGUGGCAAUACCAGCGUUUCGCAGGGCUUCAAACCCUCGGCGGAGGCUACGGACGUGGCAAAGAAGGGUGCUACCGAAGGACCUCAGCGAGACUCGUCUGCUGACUUCGGCAAUCCCAGCGUUGCGAAGGGCUUCAAACCGUCGAGUGAAGCAACGGAGGUGGUGAAGACUAGUGCGACUGAAGCGCCGCAGCAAAACGAUUCCGAUGAAUGUGGCAAAUCCAACACAUCGAAGCUACAAACCUUCGGCGGAGGCUACGGACGUGGCAAAGAAGUCCGCUCGAUCCUGGCGCACUUGUUCAUGGAUUUUGCGGUUGAUCUACCAGCUGAUCUGACGCCCCUGUCGCGCGAGGAGAAGCGCCUAAAGACGACCCUAUCAAUGCUCCUGAAAAACGCCGAAGAAAAACGUUUGCUCAUGGAGGAGGAUGACGUGCAUGCUCUGGAGGAAGAGGAGGCCGAACGGGAUCACCAUGAAGCUGCGAAGACAGGUGUUGCCGAAGGACCGCAGCAAGGCACAUCGAGUGACUUUGGAAAUUCGGAUACCUUGAAGGGCUUCAAACCCUCGACUGAAGCAACGGAUGUGGCGAAGAAAAGUGCGACUGGAGGGCCGCAGCAAGACGAUUCCGAUGAAUCUGGCAAAUCCAACACAUCGAAGACGUUCAAGAACUCGGCCGAGUCGACGAACGUGGAAAGGAAGGGCACUAACGAAGGACCACAACAAGACUCGUCUGCUCACUGCCGCAAUUCCAAUGUUUCGCAGAGCUACAAACCGUCGGCGGAAGCAACGGAGGUGCCGAAGAAUAGUGCGAAUGGAGGGCCGCAGCAAGAUUCCGAUGACUGCGUCAAAACGACUACCACGCAGAGCCUGAAGAACUCGGCCGAAGCCAUCGAAGCUUCGAAGCCAAAUGUUGCCGAAGCACCGCAUCAAAGCACCUCGAUCGACUCUGGCAAUCCGACAAAUACCGCCAAGAGCUACAAACCGUCGGCGGAAGCUACGGACGUGGCAAAGAAGGGUGCUACCGAAGGACCUCAGCGAGACUCGUCUGCUGACUUCGGCAAUUCCAGCGUUGCGAAGAUAUCUGCCGAAUCGUCUAAAUCCGUCUCCGGCUCGUCGUCGUCGAAGAAGAUGCGCAAGAAGAAAAGAAGAAAAAGGCACCUUACAUACCACAACAUUCCAUGCCUAAUCUCGCUGCAGCUUCGACUCCAUAUUCCGCUUUCAAAUCGGUUGAAUCUUCACCGUCUC
Messenger RNA from Mesorhabditis spiculigera, 1437 nucleotides. The record is from the annotation of a GenBank genome assembly. Lineage: Eukaryota; Metazoa; Nematoda; Chromadorea; Rhabditida; Rhabditidae.